Molecule: messenger RNA, 1009 nt
Organism: Phytomonas sp. EM1
Lineage: Eukaryota; Euglenozoa; Kinetoplastea; Trypanosomatida; Trypanosomatidae
Source: the annotation of a GenBank genome assembly
GAUAUAACUCGAAGAGAAAGGUGAAGCAAAUAAGCAACAUCAACACGCACAAAAUUGAAGGGACAUGCCUCCUAAAGCUCAACAUGAUUCAGACGAUGAGCUCAUUGAGCCUAUGGUAGCUAAUGCGAAUAUGGCGAAGUAUUUUGAUCUGCAUUACUCAGAAAAGUUUAUGAAGAGCUUGCCUGAGAAGAUUAAAGAUCGUGUACAGGUCCUACUCAAGUACCAUGAUGAUUAUAUGGAGCUUCAGGAAAGGAUUGAGCAGCAGGAGCAGCAGCUUCGAAAAGAGUUUGAUGCCAAAUAUGCCCCUAUUUUGGAGAGGCGGAGGGAAAUUAUCAAUGGAAUGGGUUCAGAGGUAACAGAUACGGAGGUGAUGAAGGGUUUCCCAGCCGAGCAUACUGGGAAAGUAGAUAUUGCGAAAGAGGCGGGCGAGGGAAGUAAGCGAGAAGGGCUCCCCGAGUUUUGGCUUAGCGCACUGUGUAAUAACGUAACGCUGGCCAGUAUGAUCACCGCACGGGAUGAGGGAGCGUUAAAGCAUCUGAUUGACGUAUUAUCACGAACUAUAGACGGCGGUUACGGUAGUUUUGAAGUGAUUUUUACCUUUUCCCCAAACGAUUACUUCCAUGAGGAUCAACUUACGAUCGCAGUCGUUAUGGGUGAUAAAGGAUUGACAGUAAAGCGUGGACCCCUCACGUGGAAGAAGGGCAAAAAUUUGACGAUGGAACCUGCUAAAGUUAAACAUACAAAGCGCAAUAGUCGGGCACAAAUGAAACAAGUCCCGUGCAACUCCUUCUUUAAUAUUUUCCAGGACAAGAAGGAUGAUGACAACAACGACAACGACGAUGAGGAUGAGGAUGAGGAGGACGUUAUUAAUGUUCUUCGGAUUCUGCACAACAACAUCAUACCAUGCGCUGUUUUGCAUUACACUCGUGAGGCUGAUGAGGGCGAUGGUGAUAUGUGUGUCGAAGAAGAAGACACCGAUGUCGACCAUGAUAAUUCAGACACCAAAUGA